Pecten maximus is the source of this 1110-nucleotide messenger RNA. Its product is annotated as acetylcholine receptor subunit beta-type unc-29-like. Gene Ontology annotation, cellular component: membrane; neuron projection; synapse. The coding region runs from base 1 to 1110 and encodes 369 amino acids. NCBI's taxonomy places the organism in Eukaryota, Metazoa, Mollusca, Bivalvia, Pectinida, Pectinidae. Gene Ontology annotation, biological process: monoatomic ion transmembrane transport; chemical synaptic transmission; regulation of membrane potential. The transcript has a single exon. Gene Ontology annotation, molecular function: neurotransmitter receptor activity; extracellular ligand-gated monoatomic ion channel activity; transmembrane signaling receptor activity. The record is from RefSeq and is a predicted model, not a curated record.
AUGAAGGAAUUCGAAGAAAAGACAGGCAAAUUUUCCAUUAAUGGAAUAUCUGUAAUGACUUGGCAUGACUGUCAGCUGGAAUGGAAUCCUAAUGACUUUGGUGGCAUUGAUCGUAUAUUUGUUUCACAGAAAACCAUAUGGAAACCAGAUCUCUUACUAUUGAAUCCAUUUGAUAAUGUUGAACCUCCCGGCUUUGACAGUCUUAAGAUCGCUGUGGAUAAUGACGGAUCCACAUUCUGGGGCCCUCCAAAUGUAUAUCAAAUCACGUGUCCAGCUGAUAUUACAUACUAUCCGUUUGAUCAGCAAACAUGCUCAUUCUUCUUCAGCAUGUACAUGUAUACGUUAUUCGAUGUGUUUAUUGAAACGAGCUCAUCUGCAAUUGAUUUGGAUUUCUAUUAUCCAAACAGUCUUUGGGAGAUGAUAUCUGCAAGAAGUAGAGUCUUCACACUAGCAGAUACCCAAACACUGGAACUGACGGUGGUACUUAAACGACGACCAAUGUUUCAAGUUAUUAACACCAUCGUACCUUUCUGUAUUUUGGGACUGUUGAACAUCAUGGUGUUUCUUCUUCCGGCCGAGUCCGGUGAACGUGUUGGAUUUUCCGUGACAGUUUUGCUAGCUAUUGCUGUGUUUAUGACUAUCGUGUCGGACACUCUGCCUGGAACCAGUGAGCCUUCUUUCCCUCGAUUAUGUUAUCUCUUGAUGGCAGAACUCUGUACCAAUAUGCUUGUGACAAUUUGUACUAUAUUAGUAUUAAGACUGUAUCAUAAACCCCCGCAAGAGAAGAUUCCGUCUUGGUUGAAAUAUAUCAUAUGUAAAAGAGUUUGUGUCAAAGCUAAAACAAAAAACGAACGCAAAAAGAAAAGUAACACCAACACAAUUCUAAGUAAACAAAACCGUAUUUGUUCGGAAACAACGGUGUCUACAAUUCUUGAAUCAGAUAGAAUCGAGACAGGAAGCAUGACGGAUUCCGAAUGCAACUGCAAUGAAAAUGGACAGAUGGAAACAUCCUGGCAGGAUGUGGCGAAAUUUCUCGACGUCUUUUUCUUUGUUUUAUUCAUAGCCGUUUUUGGAACAAGCAAGUUAGCCGCUUAUCUUAUAUUUAUGUAA